GGGGAAGCGGAGGCCUUCGGGCGGCCGACCAACCAGACGGCCGAUGAUGUCAUCGGAGGAGGAGACUGACUGUUUCGCCCUCUACGGAGCAACGACGGAGAGCAAGCAACAGCAGCAGCUUCUGAAGAAGCAUAAGCGCACCAGACAGCGCGUGGACGCCGGCGAGCCGCGCAACAGCUACUCGAGCAUACCGAACUUCAGUUCGCGUCCGUCCUUCCUCAACGGCGGUCUCUACAGCGCGAUAUUCAGCGGCGGGUCACCGCAGCAGCAGAUACCCGGUGGAGCCCAGGGUGUCGGCGGAGGCGGAGGCGGUGGAGGCGGUGGAGGCGGUGGAGGACACCUGACGACGGGGCCAGCGAGCCAGCAUUCCGGCCACGCGGCCUUCGGUUUUUUCGGUGCGUCGGGCUUUGGCCCCGCCAAAAUGCUCAACGAAAUACUCGGCCGGCAAGUCAAGCAGGCAAGUGACGCCGGCGGAUCGCCACCGGAGGGCAGCCACGUGAUGACCGGUGCCGGCAUGGACUCGGCCUCGAGCUUGCAGCCGGGUGCCGUUAACUGCGACGACCCAGCCACAGCCGCCGAGCUCACGCAGCACAUGCUCCGCGACAUACUACAGGGGCGGAAACUCGCCGCGUUAUCGGUCCCCGAACAGCCGACGAACAACAACUCGAUACACAGCAACAACAACAACAACAAUAACAACAACAACACGACGACGGAGCUGCUCAAGUCGCAGCAACACCAGCAACAGAACUCCCAACAACAACAGCAACAAACCAACGGUAGUGACGUCAGUGCGCGUGGCAUUAGUGGUGGAGCGGUGCAAAGUGGUGGGGAGGACAGUGCUGACGGCAACAACAUGUUGAGCUCGUCUCACGCCGAACGGGACGUCGUGAUGCCCGGUGACGCGGAGGACAGUGCCGAGGAUGCGGCGUCCGCUGCUAGAGCGAUGGAGGAGGCCUUUGCGGAGGCGGGAAUGGAGCCGGGCGCGAAUUUGGACGGAAGUGAUUGCGAGCAGAGUUUACCGCCGAGUCCGUCAGCGCCGCGUUCGGUAUCGGUAACGGUGAAAGAAGAGCUUCAGGAAUCGGCAGCGGCCGCGGCAGCCGCGGCGGCGGCAGCGGCAGCGGCUGCGGCGAGCGUGAAACGGAGUCCGAGUCACUCGCCGUGUCCGGUGAUCCCGAAGACGGAGGCGAGCUCGCCGUCGACGGAGAUAAAACGCGCGCGAGUCGAGAACAUCGUUAGUACGAUGCGAUGCAGUCCGGCGCUGCAACCACCCACGGUUAACGGAUGCAAGAAGCGAAAGCUCUACCACCCCCAACAGCAGCAGGUGCACCACGUGCUCCACCAGGGGGUAGCCGACGUGAUGUUGGAGGACGAGGAAGACAGCGACGAAGACGAGGACCCGGCCACCAUACGGCAAAAACGUGUCGAAAAGGACGCGCUCAAGUCUCAGCUGAGAACGAUGCAGGAACAGCUUGCCGAGAUGCAACAGAAGUACGUUCAGCUCUGCAGUAGAAUGGAGGCUGAGGCUGGCGAGAGCGGCGAAGCGCCCGCCAGCCCCCAGCAACAACCACAGCCACCCCCGCGGCCCCCGAGGCCGCAUCCACCUCCCUACAACGGGUUGCCCACGCUGCCUCCGGAUCAUCCGCACGCGGCAGCCGCGGCGAUGUACCACAUGGGUCACAAGCUCUACCUCGAACAACAGCACGCGGCGCUGGAACGGAUGAAGCAGCACCAGGAGGCGGCGGCGAGGCAGCAGCAACAGCAGCAGCAGCAGCAACAGCAACAGCAGCAACAACAACAGCAACAACAGCAACACCACCAGCACCACCAACAGCAGCAACAGAACUCACCACAGCCACCGAGUCAGCGAGAACGGGAGCAACAGCAGCAGAACCAGAGCGUCGGCGCAACCCCUGCGACACCUCAACCCCCGAUUCAAACCUCGACGCCGCUCCAACACCACAAGGAAUUCCAAGAGAGACUUUCGGUGUUUAGAGGGGCUGCGGGGGGCUCGGGGAGUCAGAUAACCGGGGCCGAUCUCGAGGGCCUCGCGGACAUACUGAAGACCGAGAUAACGUCCUCCCUGACGAACCUCAUUGACAGUAUCGUCACCAGGUUCGUCCAGCAGCGGAGAUUCGUCGGGAAACAGAGUGAGGCUGCUCAGGCGGCGGCCGAGCAGCUGAACAAGGAUCUGCUCCUGGCCAGUCAGCUACUCGAAAGGAAAUCUCCGAGGACCAAGGUCGUCGACCGGGGAGCCGCGCCGCAGCCACUAGCCGGACCCAACGGGUCCCGUGGGGCGCACAACGGCGGGCCCCCGCCCUCGCAGCAGCCCGGAUUUCCUCAGCUUGGAUCGAUGGGACCACACGGGCCCCACUCCGGACCCACGGAAAACAAUAUAAACCAGAUAAACCAGCUUCCGCCGCUCGUCAGGGGCGGUAGCGCUAUGUUUCAAACCCCGAAACCACCCACGAUAUACGCGAUGGCCUCUAUGCAGGCUCAGCAACAGCAACAGAGGGAACAGCAACAGCGCGAAGCUGCCCAGAGAGAACAAUAUUGCAACAUGAGGGCGGCUGCCGACGAACGGGACAGCAGGGAUGCCGAACAGAAUGAGGCCCUUUCGCUCGUCAUAACGCCGAAAAAGAAACGCCAUAAGUCUAAAUUCCAGGUAACGGACACGAGGAUCACGCCCAGAACGGUAUCCCGGAUCUUGGCGCAGGAGGGCAACGGUCCCCAAGGAGGCAGCGAGAGUCCUCCACCUCCACCACCCCCUAGACCGUACCACGCGCCACCCCCGAUGCUGCCGGUCUCGCUACCGACCAGCGUCGCAAUACCGAAUCCAAGCCUCCACGAGAGCCAAGUGUUCUCGCCCUACUCGCCGUUCUUCAAUCCUCACGGCGGACACCCGGGUCAGGUUCCACCGCCCGGGCCUCAUCACCUACCAGCCAGUCCUCCCGGGGGUGGCGUCGAGCUGAGGGACUCACCACCCCUCCCUCACCCCCCGGCGAUGCUUCAUCCGGCCCUCCUAGCUGCCGCGCAACACGGCAGUCCGGACUACGGCCACCUCAGGAUGGACAGCAACGACCGGGCUAGCGAUUGCAACUCCGGUGACAUUAGCUACGAUGGAAUUCAGCCUACAUCGUCGACGCUGACCCCGAUGCACCUCCGCAAGGCGAAGCUGAUGUUCUUCUGGGUCCGCUACCCGUCAUCGGCAGUCCUGAAGAUGUACUUCCCGGACAUAAAGUUCAACAAGAACAACACGGCGCAGCUGGUCAAGUGGUUCUCCAACUUCAGGGAGUUCUACUACAUUCAAAUGGAAAAGUACGCUAGACAAGCGGUGACGGAGGGUAUCAAAAACGCCGACGACCUCCACGUCGGCGGCGACUCCGAAAUCUAUCGGGUCCUAAACCUCCACUACAACCGCAACAACCACAUUGAGGUAUGGGGUCCUCAGGUGCCAGGAAACUUCAGGUUCGUUGUCGAACAGACGCUGAAGGAAUUCUUCAAGGCGAUCCAGGGUGGCAAGGACUCGGAACAGUCGUGGAAGAAGUCGAUAUACAAAGUGAUUUCGAGGCUCGACGACCCGGUACCGGAGUACUUCAAGAGCCCGAAUUUCCUCGAGCAGCUCGAGUGAGGCGAGGCCCAAAACCCUGGCUGCAGGGCCUGUCGCGUCGGCGUCGAGGGUUGCGGCGAAGCGCCCCAAGGGUGCAGGACUCGCGCCGGCUCCUGAUCCUGAUCCUCGAUCCCCGAUUCCCGAUCCUCGAUCCCGGAAGUGUCCGCAUCGCGCGGACAUUCAAUUCCGAAUCGUAAGUAGACCGGAAUGGAUUACUUUUGGGCCGAGGAUAAAAAAGGAGAGGAGAAAGGAUGCGCCUAAGGUAUCCCUAGUACAUAUCCAAAAUCGGCCAGAC
Messenger RNA from Diprion similis, 3905 nucleotides. Its product is annotated as homeobox protein prospero-like. Bases 44 to 3631 code for a protein of 1195 amino acids. Gene Ontology annotation, biological process: regulation of transcription by RNA polymerase II. The record is from RefSeq and is a predicted model, not a curated record. Gene Ontology annotation, molecular function: DNA-binding transcription factor activity, RNA polymerase II-specific; RNA polymerase II cis-regulatory region sequence-specific DNA binding. Lineage: Eukaryota; Metazoa; Arthropoda; Insecta; Hymenoptera; Diprionidae. The transcript has 5 exons. Gene Ontology annotation, cellular component: nucleus.